This is a messenger RNA of Spirodela intermedia, 5670 nucleotides long. The record is from the annotation of a GenBank genome assembly. NCBI's taxonomy places the organism in Eukaryota, Viridiplantae, Streptophyta, Magnoliopsida, Alismatales, Araceae.
AUGAAGUCCGUGGCGGCCGAGUUCAACAUCUCCGUGACGUGCUUCCUGGUGCCUGUCACCUUACCCUCGGAACAGUCGGAGGGAUCCCCGAUGGCGGCGGCAGCUGUUCCUCGGUUCCACCUCCGUUGGUUCACCACUGUCGAUGAGGUAGAGCCUCCCCUUUCUAAACCUUCUUCCUCUCGCUCAAUCUCGAGAAUUUCCUCAAGAAUUUACAAAAAAAUUACAAAGAUUCUCACCAAUUCCAUAAUCGGCUCAAGAAUUCAUUCGCGCUCUGUGUGUGUCUAGAUUGCAAUCAUUGCUUCGUAAGAUUAUGUCGUUUGGAGAUAACUCAGAUACCCAAAUGGAUAGCCUGAGAGAGGCAACAGUGGGCAGUGGAUAGGCCUUUGAACCAUGAAUAAGUCGCAGCCAUAAGUUCUGUGAUUAUCACGCGGGAAGAAGAAAGUUCAGACCGUGGGAGAAUAAAUCAUAUUGACCUUAGCCUUUAAUGAAGGUAUUUUCAUCCUCCGCUUUCUUCUAUGUUGCCUCAGUCCCCUUGCCCACCACUCCAAAAAUGGUGAUCCCAAGUUGCUGUUAGUGAAUAGGAGAGACAAGGGAGUAGGAAAGCAAAGAUCACUGAAGCCGAAGUAAUUGCAUAAAAUUAUCUUUUCAUUAAUAGGGAACCUUCACUUUUCGAUUAGGAAACUGCUGCAUGAGACUCAAUUUUUCGCCUCACCCUUCCUAUAGGACUCGUUGAGACCACUUCAUCCGUGCAUUGGACAAUUGAGUACUUUUAGUGGAGGUCCACACCUGUACUCACCGUGGUGGACAACCAGAGAGAGAGAGGGGGAAAAGAAAUCUUGAAGGGCUAUGAUGCUGCGACGAGUGAAACCUACCAGUGGGAGGGAGGUGAAUUAUUUCAUGAAGUCUAAAUAUUUUAAUCUAAAGUAGAUUUACCAGAAAGUAAUGACAAACAGUAAAAGGAUGUAUAAUUUUCGACAAUUCACAGACCUACUACACCUAUACCACCUUUGCGAUUUCCACGAUGUUUAUGUAUUAAACUCUUAAAUAUUAUAUUCUCAUUGAUGCUCAUUAAUAUUUCAUAUUGAAUUAAGUCGAGCUUAUUACCAAGGUGCCUUCUACAAUUAAUAGUAAAGGAUGCUCACCUUGGAACUUGAGUUUUAAUGUGGAAGAUGGAAGUGAUAUCCUUCUUAUUUAUUGCCUUUCUGAUAUUUUUCCACCCUCUAUUAGAGUCAUACUUAUGACAUGAAAUUUUUUUCUUUUAAAAUAACUAUAUUUCUUGUUCUUAAUAUUAUUCUAUGCAUUUUCUCUGUUCACAUCGAUGCAUGUUAACACUUUUACCGAUUAGUAUUGACACUUUAAUGAGUAGUUGAAGUGAUGAUUUCAAAUUUUGCGCUUGUCUUCUAUUUCAAUUUUUCUGUCAUUGACCCUUAUCCAUCAGGUUUUUGCGGUUUUGUUUUUGCUCUUUUGUAGUUUUAGCAGUUGUGGACAGUUUCAAUGAGUUUAGUUUAGCUGUCAAUACUCUCAGUGUUUUUUCUGCAUCAACCCUUUAACUUCUAGUGUUCUACCAAUGAUAAAUGUGUCUGGAUGAGCUAUUUGUAGACUUGAACAAUAUGUCCAUUUUUGAUACUAUAAAAUAUUUUAAAUAUAUACAAGUUAUUAGUCUUUUCUCUCUCAUUUUGUGAAGCAAAGUUGGAAAAAUUACCAAAGAUAAAUAGAGAUUGGACAGAGAAAAGAAAUCUAGAAAAAGGUAAUAUCGAAUGGGUCUAGAAGGAAGGAGGGCCUCUAGAGAUGCUGAAAGCAGCUGAUGAAGCUUCUAGAGAGAACACUUGAGGCAGAGAAAGAAAUGGAAAAUGGAGAUGGUUAGCGUGUGAUUGGAAUAAUUCUUAGUUUAGAAGAGUAAAUUUAGCUUAGUACUUAAGUAGAGGGCAGAUGGGUGCAAUAAAGGCUCUAUAUGUUGUAAAUAGGGAGUUACUGUGGGAAGGGGUUGCUCCUUGAUCUCUGUUACCAAUAUGUGCAUUGUUUUCUUGUAUUCCAUGUUGCUUUCUGCGUGUUGUCAUAUUAGUCCAGGAAGCUAUACGAAGGUUUCUUCUUCCUCUUUCUCUCUGUAUAUGCACACGCACACACACACACACACACACACACACACACACAUACUCGGCUUUUGGACUCUUGACUUUUCUCGGAAUAGAACUUGAAACUAGAAUGGUCCAGGGUCUCGUCAACCCACUCUUGUCCAGUAACCCCGAGACACUUGGAAUACUAACAUCAAAUCCGUUAGUAUCUACAAUGCCUUCGGCUAUUCUGAGGGAAGCUCGAUCACAAGAUAUUUCAAAGCCUUUAUUCAAGCAAUAAUACAAGAAUGAACUUAGGAUGAUGUAAAAGGAUGACACCCAGACCCCUCGGGGUCAUGGUACCUUCAAGGCAUCAUUUUUGUUGGCGAGUAUCCUUGUACUCAGCUGGGCCCUAGCCAAAAGGGGUGGGCCAAAACAACACGGCAACGAUCAACGGUGGCUCCAUACCGGGUGUGAUCGGAGUUGGAUUUCUUGAAUUUUAUGAAUUAAAGGAGAUUUUUUUACAAAAAAAGCUAAAAGGCCCAAAAGGAAGGAUUUAACCCAUGUGGAAGAGGCCCCUGGUGGGGGCACCCUUGAGAGUUUAAAACUCGACUUUUUAUUAAAUUAAAUCGAGCGAUAAAUCAGGUUUUAACGCCACCGGUGCAAAUCCGGUGUAUAUGUGUGUGUGUGUGCAUAUAUACAUGCAUAGGUGUAAUAUAUGUAUGCCUGUCUCUCUAUCCAUCUCUCUGCAGGUAUAUAUCCAUCUCAAAUUCAUGUCAAAGGAUUAGUCCCCUCAUUAACUCAUUUAGAACAAGGAGAUGACGAAACAUUGCAAGCAAGAUUCCAGCUGAAGGAUGGAUCUCUCAUGUCAUCUUUUCUAGUAUUACAUCUUUUCUGCCUUUUCUUCUUUGUACUCUUCUCAGCCCUAUUUUGAUCUCCAGGCAAAAUUUAAUGGGUAAACUUAUUCAUAAAAAUAAAGAUAGAAACAGAAUACAGUCAGAUUUCUCAUAGUUGGAGUUCAUUGUCAUGACAUUAAUUGCAAAAUCUGGAAAUUUGCUAUUUAUCUGAGUUGGCAUUUUUAUUAGCAUCUUAUCUUUCACUAUGUCGAUCAUCUUUUUCAAUAUGUUAUGAGAUUCGGACGGUUCACAACCUCAGUGUGUAAUAUAGAAAUAUACUUCUAAGCAGAUAUGGAUGGAAGAAAACUGAAUCGUAUUUGCCUACAUAUGCAGGUUAAUCUUUGCGGACAUGCAACCCUGGCUUCUGCACAUUUUCUUUUCACGUCCAGUUUCAAAAAAUACAAUGAAGUUGAAUUCAUCACAAAAUCGGGAAUAUUGAGUGCUAAGAAGGUGUACGGACUUGAGCACAUGAACAGCUCGAAAACGACUGCCACUGUGAAUGGGGAGCAGUUCUCUAUUGAGUUGAAUUUUCCUCUGAUUUCAGUGGUUGAAUGUGACGACACAGAUAUCCCACUGAUUUCUGGAACAUUGAAUGGUGCACUGGUGGUUGACGUAAAGAAAACAGCUGGAGAUGACCUCAUUGUACUACUUUUUCCUCUUUCAUUUUCUGCUUAGUGAUUACAUUUUCUUUAGUUCCCUUUAUUCUUCCAUUGUAGAUGCAUACUAAAGAUGCUACUAGUUUUUAUCUCUCUCAUGCAACCAUGGAAAACAUUUUUUGUUGACUGAAAGUUUGAGGCUGUGGUAUCAGAAUGGGAGUCCCUUAAAAUAACACGUAGGCACACAGAUAGAAGCGUGGUCAUAUUUACUUGGAGGUGGAUGAUCUUGUUUAUUUUUUUGCAGCUUUGUACUACUUUUUCCUCUUUCAUUUUCUGCUUAGUGAUUACAUUUUCUUUAGUUCCCUUUAUUCUUCCAUUGUAGAUGCAUACUAAAGAUGCUACUAGUUUUUAUCUCUCUCAUGCAACCAUGGAAAACAUUUUUUGUUGACUGAAAGUUUGAGGCUGUGGUAUCAGAAUGGGAGUCCCUUAAAAUAACACGUAGGCACACAGAUAGAAGCGUGGUCAUAUUUACUUGGAGGUGGAUGAUCUUGUUUAUUUUUUUGCAGCUGUGGAUGAUUAAUAACUCUAUGUAUUUCUUGAGAACAUCAUGUCUUUCAAAUGUAAUGGAGGAAUGAACUGUUGGCAGGUAGUGCUUGCAUCAGGAAAGGACGUUGCUGAUAUAAAACCACAGUUUGAGGAGCUCAAGAGAUGUCCCCGAAGAGGGGUUAUUAUAACAGGGCCUGCACCAGAAGGGUCCGGUUUUGACUUCUUCACUCGCUUCUUCUGCCCAAAGUUGGGUGUCAACGAGGUGAGCAUUUCGACGCUGAGGACAUAACCAGACAGAAGCCCUCAUACCUGCGAUUGUUUAUCUCCAGAUACUUACUAUUAUUCUUCCUUAAGGAUUUGGCCCAGCUUUCUCGUGGAACCUUCAUAUAAAUGCAUCACAGAGAUGCUAUACUCCUGAUAAUCACGUACUAAGUUCUCUCCAGCUUCCUCAAUCUAUGAGAACAGAACAUUUUCCAAGAGCUACGAAUGCACUAUAAUACCUUUUUUAAUGUUUCUUUUUAAUGAAUAUAAUUAGUGGAAAUGGAUUUACUUGAACGACAUAUUGGGUCCUUAAUUUACUGUGCUUAAAUGUUGAAUUUUGUUUUAUAUUUCUGGCUUUACUUAAUGUUCUUGUCUAGGUUUCUGUAUGUGAUUUAUAGGAAUAUUUUCAAUUUUAAUGUACUUAAAAUUCCCUAGGUUACGAUAACUGUAACCCUUGGGUGAUACAAUGAAAGUUUAGGUUUUGUGAAAUUUAAACUUAGCUGGAAUUCUUUACCCUGAGUCACGUGUUUGAUGGGUCAUGGAGACCUAAGGAACCAGAUAAUUUUCCUUGUCUUCAGUAAAAUUAUUGGCCCCAGUAAGAAUAAUGAUCAUUAAUGUGUCAAAUAGAUAUUUUAUGGUGUUAGAUGAGAGGUUGGAUAAACGUCUAAUCGUUUCCCUUCUAUUUUUACUUGAAAUCGGGGUCUACUUUUCAAAUUUCAGUUGCCAGAAGGGCCAGAGUGAACUCAGUCUGGUAGUAAGAUAGCAAAGCAAGCCAUCUUAGGGUCUGUUCUACAUGUUCCAUCACCGAUUUGAGAAUAAUAUAGAACUUUCUAACCUACCUGUAUUUACGUUUCUCAAAAUUUUGACCUCCCUGAAUUUUAUGCAGACGUAUUAUUUUAUUUGUUUCUACAACUUUUUAUUUCAAAAUCGCCUUCAAUUCGAUCGCCUAUUUUAUGUGUGCCCUUUUCUCUUGUUAGGAUCCCGUCUGUGGAAGUGCCCACUGUUCAUUGGCUCCCUAUUGGGCCAGAAAGCUAGGAAAGAAUAACCUUGUUGCCUACAUGGUACUCUCCCUCUCUCUCUCUCUCUCUCUCUCUCUCUCUCUCUAUGUCUUUUCAUGAGAGAGGUCGAUUGGCUGAUGAUACAUGUUCAUUUUUGUGGAUGUUAUUUGGCUCCCUAAUAAUGAAUGUAUUUGGUUUUCCUUGCAUGAACCAGGCUUCUCCUAGAGGUGGAGUACUGGAUCUAGUGUUAGAAGAGGAGAAACAACGAUUGAGGAUACGAGGACAAGCGGUCACAGUUAUGACUGGUACUCUUUUGUGCUAG